GCUCGGCUCGGGUGGCAAUCCGAUGGAUGUUUCAAGAGGCGCUUGCAGCACACAAAAGAAUUCUUUUUCAAUUUGGCUGUGAAACAACGAGCAACGAGUGCCUCGAUAAGAAAUAUACAUACUUACAUAUAAACGUAUAUAUGUAUGCAUAAUAAACAUAAGUAAAAAACCAACAGACGCUGCUGCUUCUUAUAAAUGUAACUGCAAUUGCAACAGCAAGUUAGCAAUUAGCAAAAUUGAUCAACACUAAGAAGCGGAACUAAAAUCGAUUCGCUAUCAAAAACCAAUCGAAUUCGUGCGAACCACUUGACGAACGCACGCAGGAAACGGCAGGAGAAAUAGGAAAAAAGCAGGGAGAAAAGUCAAAGGAGAAACAAUCAGACGAUAAAGCAAGCAACGAGCGAACAAACAAAUCUUGCAAGUGCCUUGAGUGAGUAAACGACAACAAAAAGAAAGUUCCUUAAGCAAGUGAUAAAGCUCCAAAAGAAAGACAACAACAAAAGCAUCUUCAUUACAUAUAUAUAUAUACAUACAGCUAUAUCUAUAUACCUAGAGAGAGAGAUUUCCGAGAAAUAUUUUCAACAAGGAUCAACAGCUUUCUGACAUGCAAAAAUGAUUUUCUCAGUGUCUAACUCAAGUGUCCUCUCCCUGCUCGCCAUGCUAGUGUGUCUGGCAGUCGGUCUGUCCCUGGUGUGCAGCACGCCGAUCGCAUUCACGCCAGAGCAGCUGGAGAUCAAGCAUCGCUGCAGCAAAGAUCUGGACGAGACCAUCCAUCAAAUCUGUAAGGGACGCACCAUGUCGCUAGCCGAGCUCUAUCCUCAAAGCUUUGGCAGUCGGACCAAGCGAUUCGCUGCCAACGGCACCUACUACAGACCCUUGCAGAAUGGACCCAUCCACGAAUGCUGUGUGCGACCCUGCGGCUAUUCCGAGAUACGUCAAUAUUGUGCGCCCGACUAGGGCACGAGAGACAUGCACUCUCUAUCUAACUAUAUAAAUAUAUAUAUAUAUAUUAGGCAAUGCCCACACACACACACAUUUAAUUUGAAUAGACACACACACACACACACACACACACCCAUACACUAAGUAUAUUGUACUAAUUUAAGCUAUGCACUAAUAAAAAUUUAU
This is a messenger RNA of Drosophila hydei, 1128 nucleotides long. RefSeq lists its product as uncharacterized. The record is from RefSeq and is a predicted model, not a curated record. NCBI's taxonomy places the organism in Eukaryota, Metazoa, Arthropoda, Insecta, Diptera, Drosophilidae. The transcript has 4 exons. Bases 613 to 957 code for a protein of 114 amino acids.